UUUGACUUGCCAAUACAGUGGCAAGAAAGCAGCGUCGGCCGGUUGUGAUUAUUUAAAACGUGCGAUUCUAACAGCUCAUCUGGGGUGUUAAUGUGUUGAAAACUUGAAAUUCCUGUCUUGAAGACGUUUGCGUUUGGACCCGGUACUAUCGUUGAAGUGACGGUCUCUCCCUUUCGGUGCCACUCAGGUCUGCUGCUUCCUGUAUUGACGGACCAUCACCACCAGUGACAGACGAAAGCCCUGCUGCCCGGCCACAGAGCCCCCCACAGCCCGGUUGUAACUUUGCGGAGGGACGCCACACGACCACCAGCAGCCCCCCCCCCGCCCCCCCUACAGUCGGGGGAAAAAACGUGGUGGGCCGCUGAGUCUCUUGGCUUCCUUUUCCCGGUAACACUAGCUAGGUAGCUAAUGGCUAGCAGCAGGUAGCUAACCCCGAUAAGAAGCGUCCAAAAAUAGCAAUGCGCACACCUCUAAUACUUUAAAGACAUUUAAAGGACCCGUGCAUUAGAAACUCCUCGGUAUGUCACGUUUUAGACAAACAUUCGAGUGACACGGCUCCUGAAACUGUCAUCUUUUCGCUGACGGUAGCCAGCUAAGUCGUUAGCCACCAAGACGUGAUCCUGUUGCUCGCUAGCGAACGAGGAAAAGGGCCAAACCACUGCAACUGCUCUGCUUGGUGCAGUUUUGUGCGUCUUUGUGGACAAUAUUUGAGAAUUUCAGGGUUUUUUUUUCAUCUGAGAUGGCACCCAAAAAAAGACCGGUUCCGUUAAAUAUAACGCCCAUUGGAGAAGGGCAGCCCACCUCAAACACUACUGAUGCUGCAUCCGAAGCAAACCUCGAGGCCUUACAAAAGAAGCUGGGAGAGCUGGACCUGGAUGAGCAACAGAAGAUGCGACUGGAAGCCUUCCUCACCCAGAAAGCGCAAGUCGGGGAGCUCAAGGACGAGGACUUCGACCCCAUCUGCGAGCUGGGUGCCGGGAACGGAGGAGUGGUCAACAAAGUCCGCCACAAGCCCUCUGGUCUGGUCAUGGCUCGCAAGUUGAUCCACCUGGAAAUCAAGCCGGCCAUCAGGAACCAGAUUAUCAGAGAGCUUCAAGUCCUGCACAAGUGUAACUCCCCGUACAUCGUGGGUUUCUACGGCGCCUUCUACAGCGACGGCGAGAUCAGCAUCUGCAUGGAGCACAUGGAUGGUGGAUCUUUGGACCAGGUUCUGAAGGAAGCAAGGAGAAUUCCAGAGGAGGUCUUGGGCAAAGUUAGCAUAGCUGUGUUGAGAGGUUUGGCCUACCUGCGGGAGAAGCACCAGAUCAUGCACAGAGAUGUGAAGCCCUCCAACAUUCUGGUCAACUCUCGCGGGGAGAUCAAGCUGUGCGACUUCGGAGUGAGCGGCCAGCUCAUAGAUUCCAUGGCCAACUCCUUUGUUGGAACACGUUCCUACAUGUCGCCGGAGAGACUGCAGGGCACCCACUACUCUGUUCAGUCGGAUGUAUGGAGCAUGGGUCUGUCCCUGGUGGAGCUGGCGAUCGGCCGGUAUCCCAUCCCCCCACCAGACGCCAAGGAACUGGAGGCCAUCUUCGGAAGGCCUGUGCUGGACGGAAGUGAGGGAGAGCCUCACAGCAACAUGCAGAGGCCCAGACCACCAGGGAGGCCCGUGAGCGGUCACCACGGGAUGGACUGUAGACCUGCUAUGGCCAUCUUUGAACUGUUGGACUACAUUGUGAAUGAGCCUCCUCCUAAACUGCCACAUGGUGUAUUCACGAAUGACUUCCAAGACUUUGUCACAAAAUGCUUGAUCAAAAAUCCAGCCGAAAGGGCCGAUCUGAAGAUGCUGAUCAGUCACAUAUUUAUCAAGCGAUCUGAAGUGGAGGAAGUGAACUUUGCCGGCUGGUUGUGCAAAACUAUGAACCUCAACCAGCCCAGCACCCCCACCCGCAGCACUGAGUGACGCCCGCCGGCCCCUCCUUCCUUAAGCACUGCCCUUGUCACACCGCUGGGUCUUGCUUGCAUAUUCACAUACAUUCAGAAACAGACACACACACACACACACCACUGGGUCUUGCUUGCAUAUUAACAUGCAUUCAGAGACACACAUAUUGGCACUUUUGUCAUGUUGUUUUUGGGCUUCAAAACGGUUCUGGCUUCCUCUCAUGUAUUUGUUCACCAGCAGCAGCUGCAGGGCUCUCGAGUCGUCGUACUGUAAGACCACAAGCUUCACCAGGCCAGUGUCACCUUUCCACUCGGCUGCAAGGGGGGAUGUAAAGCUUUGAAUGACACACUUAUAUUAGCUAUUCUGUAUGAAUCUUUUCUAUGGCAACGGUUGAUGGCUGGUAGGGCGGUAUUUUAUUAACGGUGGAGAUUUGAACAGGAGGAACCUAAAUGUAGUGAAAUCGAAAUAGGUUGUGUUCAAGGUGAAUGCAGCAAUUUUCAUUUACACAGACCCCUUUUGUCAAACUAAUGACCCGAAAUUAUCUGCCAUAUUGUAAUUACAUUAGUCGUGGAGAGAGCGCAGGAGAGAUGGGCACAUUCAGUCAUUUUUAGUUUUUUUUUGGGUUAAACGAUCGAUCACUCUGAGGAUCACAAACCAAAGAGGAUACUCGCACUUACCAAUGCUUGAUCAGUCCCCCCUGUGUCGGCACAUUUAUGAAGAACAAUAUAUCAGUGCACUUUGGAUAAAAUUCAAUGCAGUUGCGUUGACAUUGUUUCCUCAUAAAUUUCAAUCACACACUCCUGUAAUGGGAGAAGCCAGGAAGAUACUGCGUCUUUUAAUGACGUUGAGAAAACAAUGAUUAAAAUGUAUUCUUGGGAUGCUAUAGCAUGGUUUAAUCUUUCUUAUACUGUGCGUGUAUUCUGUUUUAACGGUGCGGAUGAUCAGCCGAUGUUUUGAUGAGAACCCGCUGUGCUAUCAAUAUGAAUAAUUUUUGUUCGCUAAUAUUUUGUUUUCUUUGUUGUUGAUCUGUACUUUCCCCUUCCUUGAGGUGUGUUUGGUUACGCUCCCCUCUGUACUACAAAAAUGUGUGGCACUCCAGAAGCAGACAGUAGACUUGGCUCGUGCUUUUCAGGAAAACCUCGCACACUUUCAGUCAAAUUGCGGUAUAAUUGGACGUUAAGCUUGAAGCAAACAUUUUAGUAGUACAAAAAGGGUUCAACUGAGUAUUGUAACCGGGGUCACUUUUGGUCACAUGCUGGUGGUAACGCUAGCCUUGCUCGAGCUCUUGCAUUUUUUUUUUCUCUGCUUUUUGGCUGCCCUCUCUUAUUCUCGAAACCCCCAAACAAUGUGCAUUCGUUCCGAGCAAAAAUGGAUGCAUUGUCACUUGUAUGUGUACAAAAUAUACAAAAAUUACAGGAGUACUAUUUUGCAGUCUUAAUAUACAACUUUUUUUGAUUUAUGUAAAUGACAAGGAAAAGUCAUUUAUUAUAAUAUAAAAAUGUGUUGGAUAUGGUUCUAAUGUAUAAAAAGAUAAAAAUAAAACUUAUUUGUGAAUGUAA
Molecule: messenger RNA, 3483 nt
Organism: Phycodurus eques (leafy seadragon)
Lineage: Eukaryota; Metazoa; Chordata; Actinopteri; Syngnathiformes; Syngnathidae
Gene: map2k2a
Product: mitogen-activated protein kinase kinase 2a
Exons: 11
Coding region: 740-1942 (400 amino acids)
Biological process (GO): protein phosphorylation
Molecular function (GO): ATP binding; protein kinase activity
Source: RefSeq, a predicted model, not a curated record